Messenger RNA from Paraphaeosphaeria sporulosa, 1038 nucleotides. RefSeq lists its product as uncharacterized. The record is from RefSeq and is a predicted model, not a curated record. The coding region runs from base 1 to 1038 and encodes 345 amino acids. Lineage: Eukaryota; Fungi; Ascomycota; Dothideomycetes; Pleosporales; Didymosphaeriaceae. The transcript has a single exon.
AUGUGUUUCUUCCCUCAAGUCACACAUGCCUGCGGCCAUACGACCUUAGUCACCCAUCCAAAAGCCAUCCGAUUGUGCCCUUACGCCCUGCGGUUUUGUACGCAGGACCUCGACCGCGCCCCACCUUGCUGCACACCCCUUGGUCCUCAUGGCCGCGAUGAUCUAUACAACAAGGACAUCAUUUUUGCUAUAAUCGAGGAUAGUUCACAGUGCGCAGGUUGCCACGCCACUGAGUCAACGCCAGCUCGUGCUGUUCGUGUUGCUCAGUCGAACCAGUCAUGGGAGACCGAGGAGCUUCAGGGCCUCAAGUUGAGUCUGAACAAGGAGAUCGAGAAUGUUGAGAAGGGAUGUCAAGUCGUCGAAUUUGACCAGAAGAUUCGAGCCAUCGUGAAAACCAUCAUUCAUCCUUGGCUGCGGGGCAUGCUUGAGGUCAAUGGUGAUGGCUACUCCUCGCUUGGCGAGGUCGUACUACAUCGUGUGCGCAACGUGCAGCGGUUGGUAGAUAACGUGCUUGCUAUGUGUAACACAGGCGUCCCCUUAAACUCCCUUCGUAUUGACUUCCACGCCGCAGUUGACCAGUACGAGAAAGCUUUCAACUUGAUGGAUCAUUUCCAACAGAUCGUCCGACUGCUACAUGACCUUGAGAAUCGCGGCUCGUAUCAAAACGAGCUCUGCAAGCAGGCGGAAAUGUGCCAGUUACUGCUUCAAGGUCCGCAAGUGGCGCCACACGAUCUCGCAUACCUGCAGUCAGGUUUCAAGACGCCGAAUGCAUUCCAGCCGAAGCGCGAUUCUGGCGUUGUUCCUGGCACGUAUCUUUCGAGCCAUCACGCUCUAAGCAAGAACUGGUAUGCAUCGGCUUUGGUGAACCUGCUGAAGCAAAAGGAUGUUCUUCCUUUUCGCCGUGAGUUCUACCACGGUCCGUCUAGAAACACGAACAAGAGGCGCCGAACUCCACCGGCUAUCCAAAUCAUCGUAAGCGACGAGGAGCGUGCUAAGUUUCCGAAACCGGACAUGAAGUAUUGGAGCCAUGCAGCAUAA